This is a messenger RNA of Trifolium pratense (red clover), 1751 nucleotides long. RefSeq names its product cysteine--tRNA ligase 2, cytoplasmic-like. Gene Ontology annotation, molecular function: ATP binding; cysteine-tRNA ligase activity. Gene Ontology annotation, biological process: cysteinyl-tRNA aminoacylation. The transcript is spliced from 9 exons. The coding region runs from base 98 to 1702 and encodes 534 amino acids. The record is from RefSeq and is a predicted model, not a curated record. Gene Ontology annotation, cellular component: cytoplasm. Lineage: Eukaryota; Viridiplantae; Streptophyta; Magnoliopsida; Fabales; Fabaceae.
AUUUAAAUAAAGCAACUUUUUCUGUGCAUUCUAGAAAUCUGCUAGAUUCUACAGGGUUUGUCGUUGUGUGUUGCAGACGACAACGACGGCGGCAGCUAUGGCGGAGGAACGAGUCGAGUUGAGGCUGUACAAUUCGAUGACUAGAGAGAAGGACAUUUUCAACACCAAAGUACCUGGCAAGGUUUCCAUGUAUGUCUGUGGAAUCACUGCCUAUGACUACAGUCAUCUCGGUCACGCACGUGCUGCUGUUUCUUUCGAUAUCCUCUAUAGGCACCUUAAACAUUUGGGCUAUGAGGUGACAUAUGUGCGGAAUUUUACUGAUGUUGAUGACAAGAUAAUUGAUAAAGCCAAUGAGACUGGUGAGGACCCCUUGGCGUUAAGCAACCGUUUUUGCGAUGAAUAUAAUGUGGAUAUGUCGGAUCUUCUGUGCGAGAGACCGUCUAAGGAGCCCCGUGUUUCUGACCACAUUGAUGAGAUAAAGGACAUGAUAACCAAGAUUAUCAACAACGACUAUGCAUAUGUGGUAGACGGAGAUGUUUUCUAUUCUGUUGAAAAAUUCCCAAACUAUGGCAUGCUGUCGGGGCAAAGGGUAGAACAUAAUAAAGCUGGUAAACGAGUUGCUGUCGACUCAAGAAAGCGUCACCCAGCUGAUUUUGCUUUGUGGAAGGCUGCUAAGCCUGGUGAGCCCAGCUGGGACAGUCCUUGGGGUCCUGGAAGGCCUGGAUGGCACAUUGAAUGUAGUGCAAUGAGUGCUUGUUAUGUAUCUCAUAAAUUUGAUAUUCAUGGUGGUGGAAUUGAUUUGAUAUUUCCUCAUCAUGAAAAUGAGAUUGCACAAAGCUGGGCUGCAGACAGAGAGAGCCAUAUCAGUUAUUGGUUGCACAACGGGCAUGUGACCAAUAACAAUGAGAAGAUGUCGAAAUCCUUGGGAAAUUUUUUCACUAUUCGCCAGAUCACUGAGCGUUACCAUCCACUUGCUUUGAGACACUUCUUGAUUGGUGCUCAUUACAGAUCUCCGCUAAACUACUCCAUUGCAAAGCUGGAGACUUCAUCUGAUGCUGUUUAUUAUAUAUUUCAGACUCUUGAAGAUUGUAAAGAUGCUCUGUCAUCAUUUCUACAAGAGGAUACUGAGAAGAAAGAAAAGGCGCCUAAAAUUAAUGAUGCUGCCAAGGAGUGUAUUAAGAAGUUGAAUGUCGAGUUUCAAACAAAAAUGUCAGAUGACUUGCAGACACCAGUAAUACUAACCGGUGCUCUCCAAGAGGCCUUGAAAUUCAUGAACAGUUCUUCGAAGAUGCUGAAGAAAAAGAUGCAGAAAAAAACACAAUUGCAAUUGGUUCAAUCUCUAUUGGAAGUUGAGAAAGAAGUUAGAAAAGUUUUGAAUGUACUAGGAUUAUUGUCCUCUUUGUCCUAUGCCGAGGUUCUGCAGCAGUUCAAAGAAAAGGCAUUGAAGAGAGCAGGCUUGACAGAAGAUGAAGUGCUAAAUCUGAUUGAAGAAAGAAGGCAAGCUAGGAUUAAUAAGGAUUUUGCCAAGAGUGAUGAAGUUAGAACUGGUUUAACUGAAAAGGGUAUUGCACUUAUGGAUGUCGGCAACGAAACAAUUUGGAGGCCAUGCAUUCCAAGUGAACCACCGCGCACCGGAUUUAUUUAUUAUUAUUUCAAGGCAAUUUGUACUUUUAUUUAUAAAUUGAUUAAACUAUUUAUUUAAAAAAGUGCAAAUCCCAUACAGAAACCACCGGCACUGCCGCUUUUCUUUA